This is a messenger RNA of Acomys russatus (golden spiny mouse), 2486 nucleotides long. It is a transcript of the gene Ano9, whose product is annotated as anoctamin 9. The transcript is spliced from 24 exons. Bases 1 to 2307 code for a protein of 768 amino acids. Gene Ontology annotation, cellular component: plasma membrane. Gene Ontology annotation, molecular function: chloride channel activity. The record is from RefSeq and is a predicted model, not a curated record. Gene Ontology annotation, biological process: chloride transmembrane transport. Lineage: Eukaryota; Metazoa; Chordata; Mammalia; Rodentia; Muridae.
AUGGCGCCCGGCCAGCGCAGCCCGCCAGGUUGCGGGCUGCGGGCAGGGGUCGCAGUGCCGCCCAGCGGGGUCUCCGCGGGAGGUGAUGAUAACUUCCAGAUCUUGGUGGAGUCAGAAGGGGACCACUUGCCACUGAUGGAGAUGGGCAGUUGUAAGCUUGAGGCCUCUAAUCAAUGGGAUUGUGUCCUGGUGGCUGAUCUCCAGACCCAGAAAAUCCAGAAGCAGGUUCAGAGGCAACAGCAGUUCCUAGAGAAGCUCGAGAGCAAUGGCUUCCACUUCAAGAUAAUAAAGGACCAGAAGAAGGUGUUCUUUGGCAUCCGAGCUGACAGUGGUAUCUUUGACCUGUACCGGACUCUCCUCAUGAAGCCUGAAGAUCCUCACCAGCAUCCCGUCCCAGCUACCACAAGAAUCCGAAUUGUGAGCUUUGUUGUGAACAACAAGAGGAAACUUGGUGAGACCUUUGAGGACCUGGUGAAGGAUGGGGUUUUUGAGACCAUGUUUCCUCUGCACGAGGGGGAAGAAGACCUGAAGAGAAAAUGGGCCCGAUGGAGAAACAUGUUCCGGAAACAGCCGAUUAAUGACAUCAGGAACUACUUUGGCGAGAAGGUGGCUCUGUAUUUUGCCUGGCUUGGUUGGUACACCUACAUGUUAGUGCCUGCUGCUCUGGUGGGCCUCGUUGUCUUUCUGAGCGGCUUUGCUCUGUUUGAUUCCAGCCAGAUCAGCAAAGAGAUCUGUAGUGCCUACAACAUUUUCCUGUGCCCCCUCAGCGACUACAGCCGCAAAUACCACCGGCUCUCAGAGAUGUGUGCUUUUGCAAAGCUCACGCAUCUCUUUGACAAUGAGGGUACCGUGAUGUUUGCCAUCUUCAUGGCUCUGUGGGCCACAGUGUUCCUGGAGAUCUGGAAGCGGAAGCGUGCCCGUGUGGUCCUAACCUGGAACUUGUACGGAUGGGACGAGGAAGAGGAAGAGAUGGCCCUCGAGCUCAUUAACUAUCCUGACUACAAGCUGAUAAAACAUCAUCACUCCUACCUGAGCAGCACCAUCAUCUUGAUCAUGUCCCUGUUCAUGAUCUGUUUCAUGAUUGGCAUGGCCCAUGUGCUGGUUGUCUACCGUGUGCUGGCUGCUGCUCUCUUCAGCAGCUUCCUGAAGGAGCAGGUGAUCACUGUUGUGGUGGCGACUGGGGCUGUGGUACACUAUGUCAUCAUUGUCAUCAUGACUAAGGUCAACAAAUACGUAGCCCUGAAGCUUUGUGACUUUGAGGAUCCCAGGACCUUUUCGGAGAGAGAGAGCAAGUUCACUGUCAAGUUUUUCACCCUGCAGUUCUUUGCCCACUUCUCAUCUCUCAUCUACAUUGCUUUCAUCCUGGGCAGGAUCAAUGGUCACCCUGGGAAGUCCACACGCCUGGCUGGGCUGUGGAGGCUGGAGGAGUGCCAUCUCAGUGGCUGCAUGAUGGACCUGUUCAUCCAGAUGGCCAUCAUCAUGGGGCUCAAGCAAACCCUGAGCAACUGUGUUGAAUACCUGAAACCGUGGUUGGCCCAUAAAUAUCGCUUGAUGCGGGCUAAUGAACACCAGCCUGAAUCCAAAGACCCGGAACUGGAGGCAUGGCAGCGGAACUACUACCUGAAUCCAGUCAACACCUUCAGCCUGUUUGAUGAGUUCAUGGAGAUGAUGAUCCAGUAUGGCUUCACCACCAUCUUUGUGGCUGCCUUCCCACUGGCACCACUCUUGGCACUCUUCAGCAACAUUGUGGAGAUCCGCCUGGACGCCAUCAAGAUGGUCAGACUACAGCGGCGCCUGGUCCCUCGGAAGGCUAAGGACAUAGGGACCUGGCUGCAGGUAUUGGAGACCAUUGGAGUGCUGGCAGUCAUCGCCAAUGGGAUGGUCAUCGCCUUCACCUCCGAGUUUAUCCCCAGAAUCGUCUACACGUACCACUAUGGCCCAUGCCGAAAGUACCAGAACUUCACAGAUGACUGCCUCCAGGGCUAUGUCAACCACAGUUUAUCUGUCUUCCGCACCAAGGACUUCCAGGACCAUGGCAGGAUAGUCGGCCAAGAAAAUGUGACCCAUUGCAGGUACCGGGACUACAGGAAUGAGGAUGACUACAACUUCUCUAAGGAAUUCUGGUUCAUUCUGUCUAUCCGGCUAGCCUUUGUCAUCCUCUUUGAGCACGUCGCCUUGUGCAUCAAGCUCAUCGCUGCAUGGUUUGUGCCUGAUGUGCCCCAGUCAGUGAAGAACAAGGUUCUGGAGGAAAAGUACCAGAAACUUCAGGAAAAGAUGUGCUUCAUUUCCAGGAGCACAGACGUAUAGACAGCCUGGGGCAGGUGGGGAAAUGCUGGGUGCCAGGAGUCCGGACGAGGAAGAAGUCCCCACCUCUACAGCUUGCCCCUGCCUGUAACAAUGUGUAUGUGUGUGUUGAGGGAGACUGUAAAAUUAUGUACGUAGUUGCCGGGCAUGGUGGUGCAUGCCUUUAAUCCUAGCACUUGGGA